CAGCAUGCUUGUGAAUGGUCUUCACAGGCUGGAAACUUCCAAAUGUGAAACAUUCCAUUGCAGUAAAUGUGUACUAUGAACUGAAAGAGUGAUUGCACUGCAAUAACCUCUUGUUAGCUUGGAACCUUCCGGACCCGCCUUCUUGGCAUGAAGGCAUGAGCAGGGUUGACAAGGUCUAUCGAAGCAUCGUCCUUACCACCUUCUUUAAUCGAGGAUGGGGAAAACCUGAAAACUUGAAAAGGAUAUUUGAGUUCCGGAGGCACCUCUCAGAUCGAGAGAUCUGCAAGCACCUCAUUUCACCUUAUCAUCCUAUCCACAUCAAGAAGGUGGAGAAGACCACAGACUAUGUGUUGAUUGAUGGCCAAUUCACAUCCCCAUUUGUCCAGUAUAUGGGUGAUGUUCUUCCAUUAGAGUGUCACACAGCACACUUCCAACUCCUUGCACCAGCCUCAUGGCCAAAAGCUUCAAAGCUUACACCCCUUUGCAUACACUUGGCUGGAACUGGAGACCAUUUUUUUUGGAGGAGGAGGACCCUGAUGGCACGACCUCUCCUAAAAGAUUCAGGGAUUGCAUCCAUAAUUCUGGAAAAUCCUUUCUAUGGUCUCCGGAAGCCAGCAGGUCAAGUGCGAAGCAGUCUAAACAAUGUGUCAGACAUAUUCCUCAUGGGAGGCUGUCUGAUGAUGGAAUGUCAUGCACUCCUACACUGGGCUGAGAGACAUGGCUUUGGGCCUCUUGCACUUACUGGGAUUUCUAUGGGUGGCCAUAUGGCAUCAAUAGCUGCAUGUAAUUGGCCAAAACCUGUGGCUCUUGUUCCUUGCUUGUCCUGGUCCAGUGCCUCAGGAGUAUUUACAGAGGGAGUGAUGAGUGAUUCUGUGAACUGGGCUCUCCUGGAAAACCAGUAUUUGCAGGAGUACAGUUAUCGCCAUGAGCUCAUGAAAAUGGUCAAUCCUGCAGGUUCUGGUGAUUCAGAUGCAGCAUUUGAAGCUGGUCGUCAUUUUGCCCAGAACUUUCCUUCUAGUCUAGGUCACAUUGAAUCAGUGUCUCGAAUAAUUCAAGUAGAGGAAGAGAAAGAAGGUAAAAUCAAAGUUGGAGAAAAACUGGAGACUCAAGAAAAGCCUGUGGUGGAAGAGAAAAAGUCUCAAGAACGAUCUGUCUUGAAUCUCUUGUCAAAGAUGCCACUAGUGCAGAAGACAGUGGCAUCACCCUUAGGUGGUUCAUCUCUUACCUCUGGACUCAACUUGAACCUCAGGUUCAGUGCAUCUAAAUCUAAGAUCACCAACAUGAAACCAGAAAGAUCCAAGACUGAGAAAGAUAAACUACACUCUGAGGCCCUACAAUUUAUGAAGGGGAUUAUGGAUGAAUGUACAUUCCUGGGAAACUUUGCUCAGCCAGUGGAUCCAAGCUUAAUUAUUUCAGUCAUUGCAAAAGAUGAUGCCUAUGUUCCUCGAGGUCAUCUCCCCGGUCUUCCUGAGCUCUGGCCAGGAAUGGAGGUGCGCUACAUUGAUACAGGGCAUGUCACUGCCUUUGUCUUCCGAAUGGACCACUUCAGGAAAGCCAUUUUGGAUGCAUUGGAAAAGAGUGCAGACAAGUACUACAGCUGAGGAUAGUGUCAUAACAGAGUUCCCCACAAAAAUUUCUCAAAGCAAACAAACUAGUGGUGGAAGUUUGUAGAGUUUGAGAAGAGAGCAGGAUUUUAACUGUAUCUUUGCUACUCCUAGCUCUACUCAGAUGGUUUUGUUUCAAUGCUCAUGAAAAAGUUGGAGAGGGAGUAAGAUAGGUUGUUCCAGGUGAGCUACCAACUUUAAGACAGAUGGUAAUGCGUGUGAGGAGUAGGGGGUCAAACAAAGGUAAAGUGAAUCUGCAGUUGAGGAAAACCUUGAGGCUGCAUGCACACUUUGUGGGGAACUCUGUCUACAAGAUCAUCAUUUCCUGUGAUAUUGAUUUAGUGCAAUUCAGAAUCAAUGUGCCUUUCAGGUUUUUUUUUUUUGUAGAUUGUGACCAUAUUACUGUGUGCACCAUGGAUAUCUUUAUGACUCUAAAAAAUUAUAUCUGCUUG
This is a messenger RNA of Darwinula stevensoni, 2056 nucleotides long. The record is from the annotation of a GenBank genome assembly. NCBI's taxonomy places the organism in Eukaryota, Metazoa, Arthropoda, Ostracoda, Podocopida, Darwinulidae.